AUGAGCACUGCAAUCCCAGUACCGUCCAGCCCCUCCUUCGGGCCAGGCCAAAGUCUUGUUUUCAAUCCACUGCAUCUAGGCCACUAUCAACCGCACGAUCAGCGUCACAAUCAGCAUCAAUCUUCGGCAGAGCCGAUGUCACAACAAAAGCUCGCCGCCAGGCAGGCGCUGCAGCAGCAGCAAUGCACCUAUAGGGACAAGACCCAAAAGACAGCCUCCCAUCCGGAAGCGCCACCGUGUGAACAGCAGUGUUCCGAGUAUUGCCCGCAAAACAAGGCGACCUCCUCAGCAGGCAAACGCGCACAGGAGCUGAUCCCGCCUCCAAGACUCGAAAUCAGGGGUAAAGAAUUAGACGACAAGGCCCUCAUCUCACCAUUGAUGCUAUCAGAGAGUCCGAGGAGGGCGACGGCGGCGGGAGGGGCUGGUGGUAGUGGUGGUAGUCAUGGAUAA
Pyricularia grisea is the source of this 450-nucleotide messenger RNA. RefSeq lists its product as uncharacterized. NCBI's taxonomy places the organism in Eukaryota, Fungi, Ascomycota, Sordariomycetes, Magnaporthales, Pyriculariaceae. The record is from RefSeq and is a predicted model, not a curated record. The coding region runs from base 1 to 450 and encodes 149 amino acids. The transcript has a single exon.